GCAUGUAUGUAGCUGGCUGUUGUACUGCAGCAGGUUCAUUCAAGUAGCCUACACGGCACGGGAAAGCGAUUGAAAGAUAUUUAUUUAUAUGACCGCUCCAGUUUAACCUGUUUUAUUGUUUAAUUUACACUACGUUGUGUGUUUAUAUAUAUAAUCGUAAAACAACUUCAGCCGUUUUUAACGUGUCCAACGACAGGCUUAAUUCUGAUAUUGAGUACACAAAAUCGGCGAGUAUUCUACGUAAUAGCGGUUAGGACGUUAUCGUUACAAGGUGUUUAUUCAAAUUAUGUGCUAAAAAGUGUAUAAAUUAAAGUGUAAACAUACGCAAUGGGCAAACAUUGAGGAAGAAAGAAAGCAGGAUUAUUUUAGAUUUUAUUAGUGCUUAUUACUAGGAAAUUUGUCGAAUAUUACGAUUUGUCAGUAGUUAUUAUGUAUGUAUAAGUGAAAUAAAUGUGUAUUUAUUAUGAUCUUGGUGAAUUUACAGAGUGUCCAAUUAAUUGAAGAGGGUGUACAAAGUAUCUCAAGCCUUAUUUUCGAGGAUGCCCAAGUAUCCGGAACUGAUUCCCAAAUAUGCUAUGUACACACACAAAUAUAGCAUGACGAUAUAAUGCCCCGAUUGAGAUUAUUUACUAUCCAGUGGAAAAUGUAUGUUCCAGGAUGCGCCGUAGAGCACAUUAGGCACGCAUUAACAUUUGAUAUUAAUAUUUCAUAACGAGAGUUGGCCAGUCAAACACGUUCCAGAUCAUAAAACAAGUGCAUUAAUAUUAUUUAAAGCGAGGCAAAUCUACGAGCAAAAAAGACCCAAAUCAGAGCAGAUAUUUCCCCGAAUACUCAAAACCCUAUCCCAAAUAAUGAGAACGAAAUGAGUGCAAAUUUUCUGGAUACGGAAAUGUACAAAAUAUCUGAAGAGGACUCCCAAGACGAGGAGGUUCUUAACAGUUUGAGCACCACGGAAGUGUUAGUCCCUCUAAGCCUGCAAACUAAUCAUGGAGGAAAUACUAAUAAUAAUAACAACAACGUUAUUCCCCCCCUCCGAGUGAAACCAGUUCCUCCUGUGAAGCCUGCCUUUCUCCGGAAAGCUCUCACCACGAGUCUCGGUGUUGGAAACAAUUCCAAUAGUCACGCAUUUCCUCCUCCUGUGAAUGUCACCAACAUCACUUCCACCAGCGGUGAUACAAGUGUGACUAGUGUUCCUGCCAUCGACCGUUUAAUCCCACCAACUUCAUCCUCCUCCUCAUUCGAUGAGGCCAGGACACGAAAACCCCACCUCGUCACCACCACCACCACCACCUCGGUCACAACUGACCCAGAUGACGGUCAAUUGGGCUGGCCCAGCAGCACCGACACCCAAAGUGGUGACAGCGGUGAUGACUCGGGUGAAGUAACUAGUGAGGAUCGCAACAACUUGGAAACAACGACACGACAUGCGGCAACAGCAGCAACGAUACAGCAACCUCCUCCUCGAGUCGUCCUUCCUCAUUCCUCGCACAGGAAAAUGAAAAGGCAUAAACGAAGAAGAGAAAGCUCCCGAGUUGCACAAAGUGAAAAUAACACCGAAGACAAUGAAUCAACCCAGUCUGAUCAGUCAUACUGCUCCUCUUGCGACGAGAGGCAGCAAAACCAUCACGAUGGGCACCCUUCCGAUGAGGACACUGGAAGUUAUUACGACGACGACGAAGACGACUCCACCGACCACUCUGAUUCUGGUUCUGAUGACCUCGACUUUGAUGACCAAAGUGAUACCGUCCUCGAGGAGGAGGUGGCCUCAUUGUUAACGGAAGCCGAAAUCCAGUCAUGGGGUCGUGGGGAUGGAAAUGUGUUAUUGUGUGAAUACGUUUCCGCCACAAAUGGUCCGGAAAUAUUGGAGUCAGCAAAUGAUAAAAGUGGACUGCACAGCAAAUCCAAAUCCAAGUCAAUCCACCCAUCACUUUACUCAUCAAGCGCUCCAGGCAGUCUGGAGAUUGGGUCUGGACUCCAUCAACCCUCAGACAGCUCAAAUGGAAACAAGGGGGCCAAAGGUAAAAUAUCUCGACUGCUGAAACGAGGCACGAAACAAAAAAAUGAGCGACAUUUGGAAGGGUCAUCCAAAAUGGAAUUGAGUGCCAGAAGUACGACUACGAGCAGCGUUCCUCCACCAACAGCGUCAGAAUUGACGACGACAACGACGGAAAAGGAAUCGUCCAAGAACAUACUAAAACCUUGUGGUGCCAAUAAAGUGUUCCGCUUCAAGGGAGACUGGGGUACACGAGUAAAUGAAACGGAGCAUGAGGGGGAAAUUCGCCUCGUGGACUUGUUCAUCAGGUCGACCAGUAAGCACAACUUGGGGCGGAGAGCAACCAUGGUGGAAUCUUUGUUGGGCAUCGUUCCCAGCAGAUUUUCAUCUAGAACUGCGAGUGACAGGUCGAAUUCCUCCAGCUCGGUUGUUGGUAUCCAGAAGACUGACGACAAGAGAAUAAUGGUUGCAGGAUUCAUACCGGAUGGACCUGCUGCUAGGAAUAAACAAAUCAAAAUUGGAGACUGGUUGCAACGAGUGAAUGGCAUUUCAGUGGACUUUUCCAAUGUCAACGCUACCCUCCUUCAAAUCCUGCAGCAGGAAUCCUCCGACAAUUUCGAGAACCCUCUCAAAGUGUCCCUUGAACUGCAAAGAGUUUCUGGAUACACGAUAACCGAUACGCCGACAAAAACGGUGACAUUCGGAGACCUGGUGUACGAUGGGAGUCCUUCCGAGAAGCAGCAGCCUUGUGGCGUCAAACCCACCACGGAUAACAACGAGCUACCUAUUGAAAUUUUGUCAAAAAUUGCGGUCGUUUAUAUUUCUGCUGUUAACACGUCGCCGCCGCCACCGCUGUCCGUAAAUUCAAAGGACAAGACAAAAGACGUGAUAUUUUCAUGGCCGUCCGACUCAGACUUUCGCAAGGUGAAAGCUCUCGUCGCCUCACAUGGGAUGUUUUCCACACUUUAUAAACUGCUCAAAGAUGUAACGGGAUCGCAUCCACUUGUAUCUCGGGUGAUGAUUGAUGACGAAGAGAUGGACGUCGUCUUCUCAAGUGACGAUGAAGGGAAAAGUCUACUCCUCCUUGGCACGGCCACUGUGCUCUCAAACUUCAACAUCUGCCACUCUGCUUCUUCUGGAGAAAGCAGCUCCUCCAGGAAGGAAAAGAAGCAGCUACGAUGGAAGGAUCCCGUGGAUGGAGGCUUGGGGUUAGCGCUGCGACUAAUGACCCGCGUCUCGACUCUCCUCAAGUUCCAAUUUGGGAGUUUAUCUAGAGCUUUCCAAACUAUGCCAGAGGAGAAACUCAAUCACUUUUUUACAUUAGCACUCGCGGGGUUAAACGAUAUUUCCGAAGACUUUUUGUUCCCUCAAGUGCCAGAAUAUUUCCUCAGAAUUCCUCCAUUAAUUCGGUGUUGGAUUGAUGAACGACUAUACGCUUUCGAAACAUCCGACUCGUUUGCCCUGUGCUCCGGAAGAAACUCAGAGUUGGAAAAGCCUCUGUUCAACUGCCUCGGCUCCUGUUUAUACUACAAGGGAAUGCCGGUAGCAUCGCAUUUGGAGCGGACCUUGGCAUCUCAUUUCCAUGGCCUUUGGAGAACCCAGCUUGGUUACUGGAGUAUCAAGCGUAACACGCUCCCGUACGUCUGGAAGCCGCUAAAACGCUUGCUUUUCUGCCAGGAGACCUUUCUCUACAACCAAAAUGCAAAUCUAGACCAAGAUGAAGCUUUCUCCGCUGAUAACAAAAACUGUCAGCAACCAUGUUGGUCUGCCCUUGUUGGCAUUGGUAACUACAUGCUUGGAAUGAUUCUCGAACCCGCAACCGUGGAGAACAAACUUCCCAAACCAGACCCUGCUUGGGUUCAACGCGGAUUUAAUUGCGUCCUCCGGAUUCUAAAGAGUGAAAUUGAUCCUUCCUUGGAAAGAUGGAUACUCUCCCAAGAAAAAGAGUUCAUUGAGUUGUACCCGCCCUCGGGCUCUGCCAACAAAACCUUUUUGGCUGGUACAUCAGCAACAACGGCGACUCAUACUGUUUUACCAACUCCGCCACCGGGUCCGAGUGGAAUCCUGAAGAAUGCAGAACCUCCAAAUACGUCUGCGGAAUUUAGUAGGACAGGACCUCCCAUUUCGGAGAGCAUGUCAUCCAUACCUCACACAAUGAUGGAGGAGAGAGGGCUACAAAGGUCAUCCCUUCGCGACUACAGUUACCAUUACGGUCUCUCAACUACUACGACUUUGGCUGAGCGACAGGAAAUGAAUUACGGGUCAAACGAAGAGGACGAGGUUGAGGAAACCACAACUGGGACGGGGAGUGAUACCAGUUCAUUGAAAUGGUGCCUGGACGACUCGUCACGGUACAAUGAGGGAUAUAUUGACGAAGAGAUAAAGACUAUGAGUGUUACAAAGGGAAACGUACUGUUUGACUUUCUACAAAUUGAAGCUGGUCGUUGUGUACUGCUGAGCUCAAAGGACAUGGUAGAAGGUCCGUUUUCUGUCGUGGUGCACAACUUUCGCCAAAGUGUGACAUUGACUCAUCAUAUUUUGAACAAGGCUGCAAACGGGAGGAUGCGAUUAAGCCGGCAAAUGAGUGAUAAAAAGUGGGUGAGUAAAGCACUAGCGCCGAUUUCGGAGCAUGGCGUUCUUUUCAAUUGUGAUGCCGUUGAUCCUCGAGAUGUGCAUAAAAAGAAGCCAAGACUACGCCAAGUGUCGUACUGGGUCGUCGGCAGAAUGUAUCCUAAUCAAAGGGAAGUCUAUCUUUGCUACCAAGACAGUUCAGUCACUCAAAACUUGAUUGAAGUAGCCUUUAAACUUGCCUAUUACACUGCGUAGGGUAUUUUGUACACAAAGAAGCAGCUGCAGCAGUGAUUUCUUAUUUUAUACGCAGUCAUAAUUAAGCCAGUACAUUUUUAUGCUAAUCAAGAAAGAUUUUGUAUAUUGAUUUUUUAUAAAUGGAUAAAGGAUUCCCAUUAUUUAUUUUUAUAUUUUAGUCAGGUAAAAGACAGUCAGGUCUAUGUCAGAGUGGGAAUAUAUUUGAUAUAUGAUAUAAAUGUAAUAUAGCGUUGAAUUUGUCACGAAAACGAAAAACGAAAAAUAAAUAAAUGAAUGCUAAUGUGA
Folsomia candida is the source of this 5104-nucleotide messenger RNA. Its product is annotated as protein inturned. Gene Ontology annotation, molecular function: protein binding. Bases 863 to 4819 code for a protein of 1318 amino acids. Gene Ontology annotation, biological process: establishment of planar polarity; vesicle-mediated transport; cilium assembly. Gene Ontology annotation, cellular component: cilium; cytoplasm. The transcript has 21 exons. Lineage: Eukaryota; Metazoa; Arthropoda; Collembola; Entomobryomorpha; Isotomidae. The record is from RefSeq and is a predicted model, not a curated record.